Messenger RNA from Fusarium verticillioides 7600, 126 nucleotides. RefSeq lists its product as hypothetical. Lineage: Eukaryota; Fungi; Ascomycota; Sordariomycetes; Hypocreales; Nectriaceae. The record is from RefSeq and is a predicted model, not a curated record. The transcript has a single exon. The coding region runs from base 1 to 126 and encodes 41 amino acids.
AUGGUGACAUUAGAGGGUCACAUCCGCAUUCAUUAUACCAGUUUAGACUUUUUCCUCUCUCAUUUUGCAGGACCAAGUGCUCCAACUGGUUCAAAUCUCCUGCCCCAACACACCACACGACACUAA